Molecule: messenger RNA, 2149 nt
Organism: Spinacia oleracea (spinach)
Lineage: Eukaryota; Viridiplantae; Streptophyta; Magnoliopsida; Caryophyllales; Amaranthaceae
Product: ubiquinone biosynthesis protein COQ4 homolog, mitochondrial
Exons: 6
Coding region: 954-1640 (228 amino acids)
Biological process (GO): ubiquinone biosynthetic process
Cellular component (GO): mitochondrial inner membrane
Source: RefSeq, a predicted model, not a curated record
AGGAAAGGAGGUUGAAGAUGGGGGCAAACAUGACUUUUUAAUUCUUCAAUUUCAAUCCUCUCUAGCAAACGCUGCUAUUUCCAACGUUUUUGAAAUUGGAGGAUUUGGCUCAAUCCUCCAUUCAAAUACUCUGUUUACUAAACACCAUUAUUAGAGGUUUUGACUGGUCAAACCUCUAAUAGUGGUCAAAACCUCUAACAUCCUAUCAAAAUUCUCUCUACCAAACAGGGCCUGUAUGUCUAUACCAAACAUGCGCUUAGAAGUCAACUCCAACUAACGGAAACCAUUAGAAAAAUCGUUAUUGGGCCUUAGCCAACGACUAAUUCUUCCCCCUUCUCAGUUUUUGUUUCUCAAUUUUUUUUCCUUCAAAAUUCAGAAAUUGAUGCAACUGGAAUUAAAUUUCUUCAACUUGCAAACAAUCAAGGAGGUGAAAGCGAAUAAACAAGACUACAACCAGUUCUCUGGUAUCCUGAGUCUUCUCUUCCCUUGAAUAUCUCCUUGUUUUUCUGCCAUGGCUGGGGAGUGGUGAUAGGCACAGCAACAGCCAGCAAGCACUCAUCUUGAAUUUCUCUCUCCUCCCCAACGACGAAUUUGUAAAAUCUUUCUUCUGGUAUAGGAGGCCUUGAAUUAUUCUUUUUGAUGAUGUGAGCACGCUUUCCCCAAUUGAGCUGCAAACGUUCCACAAGAUCUGCUAAGAGACGGGGAAAGGAAUCUAUCAGCUGCCAGAAUGUUAUGUACGUGCUCAUGUCUUUGUUCGUGAGCUAGAUUUUAUAUCAUCAUAGAACACAGUCAAGCAAAAGUUAUACCAAAAAGGUAGAAAUCCAAGCUGCUAAUUGCAAGGUAGCAGGGACAUUUUCAAUUUUGCUGCUCCGAUAUUGGAAGGAUGAAGCGGCAAGAAAACAAAUAGAGGCAAGGAUCACGGAGUUGGAUUUUGUUUUUAGCGAGUAGCUACCAUGAUAGGAAAUUCUCGUAUCCGGCUAAAUGGUUGGCAGCAGACCGCAGUUGCUCUUGGUUCAGCAGUUGGUGCGUUACUUGACCCACGAAGAGCUGAUCUCAUAGCCGCUUUGGGAGAGACUACUGGAAAGCCUGCUUUUGAAAGAGUUCUUGAAAGGAUGAAGAGAAGUCCAGAUGGCAAAGCUGUUCUCUUGGAAAGACCACGAGUUAUAUCUGCAAGUGUUGGGCAUGCAUGGGAUCUUCCUGAAAACACAUUUGGGGCUGCUUAUGCCAAGUUCAUGGGAUCAAGGAACUUUUCACCAGACGAUAGGCCACCUGUACGUUUUAUGGAAACGGAAGAGCUAGCAUAUGUGGCUAUGCGGGCCCGAGAGGUACAUGACUUCUGGCACACCCUCUUUGGUCUUCCCACCAACUUGAUGGGCGAGUCGGCUCUAAAGGUCAUAGAGUUUCAGCAGAUGCAUCUUCCUAUGUGCUUCAUGUCAGUCAUAGGAGGCUCAGCAAGAUUCAACUCAAAGCAAAGAUCACUCUUUUUUGAGCACUAUUUUCCCUGGGCCUUGCGUGCUGGAAUGAACUGCACAGAUCUGAUGUGCAUAUAUUAUGAGCGCCAUUUCGACGAGGAUCUGGAUGUUGUUCGGCGAAAAUGGGGGAUCACUCCUGCUCCUCCUUCCCCUUCUACUGUGGGUUGAACCUGCCAAAUACAGUAUGGACACCUGACUCGUUUUCUGGAACACUUGGAUUCGUACCAGUGACUGACAUGAGUAUGCGUUUGAGUGAACAUAUAGAGUAAUGGCCAACUGCAGGUGUAAUGUAGUGAGUUCUGGUGUAUGAAUUCAGAACUCAAAGUUAAAUUUGGGUGUCGUGUUCGACAAGGGAUCGGAGGAUCUGACACUCCUCUGACGCUCUAGAUAUAAUAAAUUUCAUACAAGGGCACUUUAUAUUUGGGUGUAGUAUCGUGUUGAAGGACCGGAGUACUCGACACCCAAUACCCUCCGUCGACCAGAGUGUCGAAGUAACAUAGAUGUCCAUCCUCAUUAUGUUACUAGUUUCAAAAAAGGAUCCCCUAUUUGUAUUGGUACAAGAUGUGUUCAGUUUGCCAUUGAAGUUUUGUACACACUACUCUCCCCUUCACUUUCUCAUUUUUCCGUGUUUACUUUCUUUAACAUAAUUACAUAACAUAACCCUUUACUUGUCUUGA